CGGUGGGCUAAUUGAGGGGCAGCUGCGCAGCGGCGGGCAUUCUUCGCUGGCUCGUAGCGGGGAAAACUUGCCCUGAACUUGGGAUUUUGACUUUGACUCUUCGCACGACAAGAUGAAGCCUCUGGUUUCCUAUUUUCUGGCAGUUUCUUUUCUUUUAAUUAUCUUACAAGAGACUGUCCAAAUGGAAGAAUGCAUCUUUAGAAAACUGGACAGGGAGGACAAAACAUUUUGUAGAGGGAGUCUAGAAAUUUUCUAUCCAGAACUGGGAGAUGUUGGCUGUACAUAUAUUCCAAAGUGCAAUGCCUAUCGUAAACGGAUCAGCAAGGAAUGGAUCAGCCCUGAAGUUAGAUAUCAUCAGGCAGAUAUGAAUAAGAAGUAUGUUCUCAUCAUGGUUGAUCCAGAUGCUCCUAGCAGAUCUAAUCCAGAGUAUCGCUUCUGGAGACAUUGGGCUGUGACUGACAUCAGUUCCUACUCUGCUUUAGCACUUGAAGAAACAGACUUUGAGGAUUUCUGUGCUGCUGUCUUGAUGCUUGGUGUAUCUGGAAAAAAAACAACCACUUUCAAUUUCUCACAACUGUCAUUGGAAAAGAGUAGUUUUGAGGACUAUCAUGUUAGCCCAGCCAUAUGGGAGAAAUCAGUCAUUGCUAUGGGAACAAUAAUUGACAAAGACCAGUGUUUUGAGAUUACUAGAGAAGAAUCGGUGGCAGGAAACUGCUAA
Molecule: messenger RNA, 718 nt
Organism: Protobothrops mucrosquamatus (brown spotted pit viper)
Lineage: Eukaryota; Metazoa; Chordata; Lepidosauria; Squamata; Viperidae
Product: phosphatidylethanolamine-binding protein 4-like
Exons: 6
Coding region: 113-718 (201 amino acids)
Source: RefSeq, a predicted model, not a curated record